AUGCAAGGAAUCAGCAAUGCGUGUGUGUGGACGUUGGGAGGCUCGCUUGUAGUAGAUCGAUUCCCUAUAGAGGAAUUAGGAAAACAGAUGGGAAUUGUUUCCGUGUUUCAUUUUGUAGGAAUGCUGUCUGGGCCAGCUAUAGGCGGAGGUGUGUUUAUUAUUAAAUCUACAUGA
Molecule: messenger RNA, 174 nt
Organism: Rhizopus microsporus ATCC 52813
Lineage: Eukaryota; Fungi; Mucoromycota; Mucoromycetes; Mucorales; Rhizopodaceae
Exons: 3
Coding region: 1-174 (57 amino acids)
Biological process (GO): transmembrane transport
Molecular function (GO): transmembrane transporter activity
Source: RefSeq, a predicted model, not a curated record